CAAAGAAUCGGUCGGAAAAAAGGAAAGAUCAAAUAAUAUAUAAAGAGAAACUUAAAAAGAUUAGCUACAUGUCAUCAUCUUUUUUUCUUCUCUUUAUAUUAUGUCUACAGUGAAAGGCAUUGGUAGUUUUGGCAGUACUGCUCUUCUUGUUUCUUCCAUGACAGGACCUGGACUGUCAACCAUUCCUGCUUUAUUUCAAACGUCUGGCUGGAUUGUACCUGUGACUAUCUUUAUUGUCAUUGCUUUCUUGUCUGGUUGUUCUGCUCUGUUUGUUUGCGAGGCACUCUCUAAUAUCCGAGGAAAUGAGAAAUUUCAGGCUAAAGUAGAACUGACGACAAUCGCUCAAGUCUAUCUCGGAAAAAAAUAUCACUAUUUUUUUCAGUUGAUGCUUUUCUUGGCAUUACAAGCUGUCAAUGUUGCUAGUAUUGUUAUUUCUACACAAACGUUUGAUAACAUGAUUAUUGCUAUCUUUAAAGGGACUUGUGGUGCUAGUCUUAAUCCUGGUGGUUGGUUCUGCAUUACUGAUGAAACUGGUCUGAGUGGCAAUUCACCUUUUCCUAGUUCUGAUUACUAUCUUUUUACAUUUGGCUUCCUAUUAUCUGCUCUAUUGAUCAUUCCGUUGGGCUUCUUUAGUUUAGUAGAGAACAUUGCAUUCCAAAUGAUAUCCUUUACUGUCUUGACAGCUGUAUUGAUUGCAUGGAUUGUCGGAUUUGCUCAAGAUGGUCUGGACACUGAUCUGUUACCUAUUACAGGUCCCAAUGCAAGUAUGGUGCUUGGUAUAGCUAUUUUCAACUACAGUUAUAUCACUACCAUUCCAUCAUGGGUCAACAGUUUGCGUCCUGAUGUGAGCAUUCAUAAAUGCUUGUGGAUAUCUGUCCUCAUUUCUACUUUAUUCUAUAUCUUACUAGGUAAUGUUAUGGAUAUAGAUACAAUGACUUAUUUUCUAUUAGGUGUUUUUGGCGCCAUGGCAUAUAAAAUGGAUGCAUCCAGUGAUAUUUUAGCCGUAUUGAGCGCAAACGGUUCUAAAGCAUCUAAAGUGAUGGCGUAUCUGUUCCCUGUUUGUGCAUUAGUGACUUCUAUUCCGGUCUUUACAAUUGUCAUCCGAUCCAACUUACUUCGAGGUGAAAUCUGUAGUAAAUCAUGGGCCGUUUUCUGGUCGAAUUUGUUUCCUUGGUUUGUUUGCAUCCCUUUACAAACAACAAACUAUGUGAAUGAAAUUCAAAAUUGGAGCAGUCUUUUCUUUCAAUCGACUUGUAACUUUGUUUUGCCUUUUAUUCUCUACUUUGUGUCUAGAAAGUACGUUGCUUCCGUUGAGCCGGCAGAGGAUACAGAACAACCCGUUGCUCCACCCAUUGAAAAGCAACAAAUGAUGAUGUCUCAAGUCCCAGUGCCUCCAUCUGUCAUGCAAAAUCCUAACGAUAACGAUGUCCGCAUGUUUAAUCCAGAUGAUAAUUAUUCCAUUUCCAUUCGCAGAUCAAGUAUUCACCCGUCAAGGCAUAGUCAAGUUGAGCAAUCAAUCAUUGCUUAUUCACCUGCGAUGGAGAAAGUACCUGCUAUUGUCUAUAGUGAUAUCUAUGACUCAAAUCCAAGUUCACCUAUCAUGCCUAAGGCACCUUCUUCACCAUUAUCUCCUCAUCGUAGUCCAAAUGGUCUAGGUAUUUCUGGCCCAACCAAUGAUAGUCAUCUUGCAGUACCACCAGCAUUAUCUACCCCUGGAUCCCCUGAUUUAUCUUCUGUAAGUUCAAAGAAAGAACAGGCGUUGUCUGUACCCAAAU
Molecule: messenger RNA, 1775 nt
Organism: Gilbertella persicaria
Lineage: Eukaryota; Fungi; Mucoromycota; Mucoromycetes; Mucorales; Choanephoraceae
Exons: 8
Biological process (GO): amino acid transmembrane transport
Source: RefSeq, a predicted model, not a curated record